Chinchilla lanigera (long-tailed chinchilla) is the source of this 5611-nucleotide messenger RNA. RefSeq names its product hexokinase 2 (gene Hk2). Gene Ontology annotation, cellular component: mitochondrion; cytosol. Gene Ontology annotation, molecular function: fructokinase activity; D-glucose binding; ATP binding. The transcript is spliced from 18 exons. Lineage: Eukaryota; Metazoa; Chordata; Mammalia; Rodentia; Chinchillidae. The record is from RefSeq and is a predicted model, not a curated record. Gene Ontology annotation, biological process: glycolytic process; glucose 6-phosphate metabolic process; intracellular glucose homeostasis. The coding region runs from base 466 to 3219 and encodes 917 amino acids.
CAGCCCUUCAAUAAGCCACAUUGUUGCACGAAACUCCAGCGCUGAAGUCCCAGGCCACUAGCAACGUCGUGUCACUCAGCUAAGAAGAUUCGCUCGCUGGAGCAUCCUGCGAGGGAGCCGGAGAGGUCCGACUGCUUAGUGGAGCUUGACUGUGAUUCUUCCUAAGUGACCCUGUGGCUGAAGUUAGCGGCUGGACCCUGGGUGACUAAACAAGUCGCCUGGCGUGAGACUUAGGCAGCUUCUAGCAAUUGUGACUCCAAAAACCUAUUUCUAGAGAUCCGAGACCCCACCGCCCGCCCCAGCCGGCCCGCAAUCGCUAUUAGCCUGCUUUGGGCGCCGCCUGGGACCUCCGUUCCCGUCCAGGCAGCCGAGCCCGGGUACAAAGCGGUCGGACCGCGCCACUAGCCUCCCCCGCAAGCCCUUGCGCCUUGGUUUCCCAACUCCACGCCGCCUGACCGCAACAGGAUGAUUGCCUCGCAUCUGAUCGCCUGCCUCUUCACGGAGCUCAACCGUAACCAAGCGCAGAAGGUUGACCAAUACCUCUACCACAUGCGUCUCUCUGAUGAGACCCUUCUGGACAUUUCUAAGCGGUUCCGCAAGGAGAUGGAAAAAGGGCUUGGAGCUACCACCCACCCCACUGCUUCUGUGAAGAUGCUGCCCACCUUUGUGAGGUCUACCCCGGAUGGGACAGAACAUGGAGAGUUCCUGGCCCUGGACCUUGGAGGGACCAAUUUCCGUGUGCUCUGGGUGAAAGUCACAGAUAACGGGCUCCAGAAGGUUGAGAUGGAGAACCAGAUCUAUGCCAUCCCGGAGGACAUCAUGCGAGGCAGCGGCACUCAGCUGUUUGACCACAUUGCUGAAUGCCUGGCCAACUUCAUGGAUAAGCUACAAAUCAAAGACAAGAAGCUCCCGCUGGGCUUUACCUUCUCCUUCCCUUGCCACCAGACUAAACUAGAUGAGAGUUUCCUGGUCUCAUGGACCAAGGGAUUCAAAUCCAGUGGAGUGGAAGGCAAAGACAUUGUGACUUUGAUCCGGAAGGCCAUCCAACGGAGAGGGGACUUUGAUAUUGACAUUGUGGCCGUGGUGAAUGACACGGUGGGGACCAUGAUGACCUGUGGUUAUGAUGACCAGAACUGUGAGAUUGGUCUCAUUGUGGGCACUGGCAGCAAUGCCUGCUACAUGGAGGAGAUGCGCCACAUCGACAUGGUAGAAGGCGACGAGGGGCGGAUGUGUAUCAACAUGGAGUGGGGGGCCUUUGGAGACGAUGGCGCACUCAAUGACAUCCGCACUGAGUUUGACCAAGAGAUCGACAUGGGCUCCCUGAACCCUGGGAAGCAAUUGUUCGAGAAGAUGAUCAGCGGGAUGUACAUGGGGGAGCUGGUGAGGCUUAUCCUGGUGAAGAUGGCCAAGGAGGAGCUGCUCUUCCAGGGCAAUCUCAGCUCAGGCCUCCUCACCACAGGCAGCUUCGAGACCAAAGACGUUUCGGAUAUUGAAGAGGAGAAGGACGGCCUCCAGAAGGCCCGCCAGGUCCUGAUACGGCUGGGAAUAGAUCCCCUGCAGGAGGACUGCGUGGCCACCCGCCGCGUCUGCCAGAUCGUGUCCAUGCGCUCCGCCAGCCUGUGCGCGGCCACGCUGGUCGCCGUGCUGCGGCGCCUCAAGGAAAACAAGGGCGAGGAUCGGCUGCGCUCCACCGUCGGGGUCGAUGGCUCUGUCUACAAGAAACACCCUCAUUUUGCCAAGCACCUUCACAAGGCCGUGCGGAGGCUGGUACCUGACUGCGACGUUCGCUUUCUCCGCUCUGAGGACGGCAGUGGCAAAGGGGCAGCUAUGGUGACGGCGGUGGCUUAUCGGCUGGCUGACCAACACCGAGCCCGCCAGAACACCCUGGAGCCUCUAAAGCUGAGCUACGAGCAGCUGCUGGAGGUCAAGAGAAGGAUGAAGGUCGAAAUGGAGCGGGGUCUCAGCAAGGAGACACACAGCAUUGCUCCUGUGAAGAUGCUGCCCACCUACGUGUGUGCCACCCCCGAUGGCACAGAGAAAGGGGACUUCCUGGCCUUGGACCUUGGAGGCACCAAUUUCCGGGUCCUGCUGGUUCGUGUGCGGAAUGGGAAGCGGCGAGGAGUGGAGAUGCAUAACAAGAUCUACUCCAUCCCGCAGGAGGUCAUGCACGGCACCGGGGAGGAGCUCUUUGACCACAUUGUCCAGUGCAUCGCCGACUUCCUGGAGUACAUGGGGAUGAAGGGCGUGUCCUUGCCGCUGGGUUUCACCUUCUCCUUCCCGUGCCAGCAGAACAGCCUGGAUGAGAGCAUUCUCCUCAAGUGGACAAAAGGCUUCAAGGCCUCUGGCUGUGAGGGCGAGGACGUGGUCACCCUGCUGAAGGAAGCCAUCCACCGGCGAGAGGAGUUUGACCUGGACGUCGUGGCCGUGGUGAAUGACACAGUAGGAACUAUGAUGACCUGUGGCUACGAAGACCCGCACUGUGAAGUUGGCCUCAUCGUUGGCACGGGCAGCAACGCCUGCUACAUGGAGGAGAUGCAUAAUGUGGAGCUGGUGGACGGAGAAGAGGGGCGGAUGUGCGUCAACAUGGAGUGGGGGGCCUUCGGGGACAACGGGUGCUUAGAUGACUUCCGCACGGAGUUCGAUGUGGCUGUGGAUGAGCUCUCUCUGAACCCCGGCAAACAGAGAUUUGAGAAAAUGAUCAGCGGCAUGUACCUGGGCGAGAUUGUCCGCAACAUCCUCAUCGACUUCACCAAGCGCGGGCUGCUGUUCCGCGGCCGCAUCUCGGAGCGGCUCAAGACAAGGGGAAUCUUCGAAACCAAGUUCCUGUCUCAGAUUGAGAGUGACUGCCUAGCCCUGCUGCAGGUCCGCGCCAUCCUGCACCACUUGGGGCUCGACAGCACCUGUGACGACAGCAUCAUUGUCAAGGAGGUGUGCACCGUGGUGGCGCGGCGGGCGGCCCAGCUCUGCGGCGCAGGCAUGGCUGCCGUGGUGGACAAGAUACGAGAAAACCGCGGGCUGGACACCCUCAAAGUGACAGUGGGUGUGGAUGGGACCCUCUACAAGCUGCAUCCUCACUUUGCCAAAGUCAUGCACAAGACAGUGAAGGACCUGGCCCCAAAAUGUGAAGUGUCCUUCCUGGAGUCAGAGGAUGGCAGCGGGAAGGGGGCCGCUCUCAUCACUGCCGUGGCCUGCCGCAUCCGAGAGGCUGGACAGCGAUAGGACCCCUGAGGUUGGCAGGGACAUCACUGCUUCCCCUUUCCCUGUUUUAAGUUAUAUAAGGUGUCAACCCCUCGUGUCAGAGACAGGCCCCUUAGCUUUUCUUUGGCAGAAAGGACCCCAGCGGACUAGGUUUUGUCUCUCAAUAUGUUCACUGUAGCAUUUGGUACCCAAGCCUUGCCUUUCCUGAGAUACAGAGUAAGGAUUUCUUCACGCUGGUCACAACCACUCCCACCGGUUGGCUUUUAAAUGCAAUCCUUUGUCAUCCCCUGGCCAAAUUUCAUGUCGCUGUACAAUCCUACGAGAUGUGGACUGUCCUAAAGAUGUGGUUGCCUCACCUUGGAGCUGAAUGUGACAUUUCUAGGUGGAGAGUAACCCCCUGCAUGAGCAGGGACCUCCAUUCUCCACUUAGAGGUGGGAGAGGUUUGCACUCAUGCUGUGAGCCUGAUCUUCCUGCAAGCAGACUUGGAAGGGCGGAGAGGUGGCAAGGGGAAAGAAAUCUCAUGAGUACCAUGGGACAUUCUUUCCUUGACAUGUGUAUGAGUGUUGCCCUGUGGAUUCCAGCAUUGACCAUUCUGUAAGCAAGGAAUCCCCCAUCAGGCAGUGAAACCAACGCCAGGAGUCGACACAUCGUGCGAGCGGAUUUUUCUGCGUCUCACUGUGGGUGCGUGGAUCCUACGUGAGCGUUGGACCUUCGGGGAAAGGGGAACCUUUGAGUUUAUUUUUUAAUAUCUUCCUGCAAAAGUGGAAAUAUUGUAUUUUCAUUUUAAUUUAUGUGUGAAACUUACUUAGUUCAUGAAGUAGGUCUGCUCUUCAUUUUGUGAUCGACUGUAUGUAAUAUUUAUAUUUGUUAAUUUGUUUUAUAUAUAUAUAUAGAUAGAUAGAUAGAUAGAUAGAUAGAUAGAUAAAUCUACAAGGUAUCCUCAGCCUUGGCCUCGGUAAUAGAUCAGUUUAGUUUAGGAUGGCAGGUAAUGACAUUGACUAGCUCCUAGAAAUACCUCAUUGGCCUGCAGGAGGAGAAGGGAAGCCUCUUUGGGGUGAGUGAAUGGCCAAGCGUCAGCUCUCUGGCUCCUCCCUCCCCUGCAGUCUUGAAAAUGUAUGGAAAGCCGGAAUGGAGACUGAGGCUGGGCCCAUGGACCGAGGAAACCACAGCAACUGGCUGCUCUGGCUAGAGGCUUUCUUGGCGCAAUGUUACAUGGGAUGUGAACCGAAGGAAACCAAAGAGAUCAUUUCAAGUAGACUCACUGCCUAAAAGUCUGUUUUUAUUCUCAGGGCAGUCAGUAUAUUAAAGCUGUCUGACAAGAUAAAGGAAGCCACCAAAAGUUUAAAAAAUUCUAUCUAAUUAUCAACCUCAAACCAAAAUGAAACAGUCAAUGAACCAAACAAAACCCUCAGGGACAACAGUUUUGGUACGCUUGUGCCCUCCUAGCAAAUUUCACCUUGAGUUUGUCUUGUAAAUGUUUUACAAGAAGUGUGCUUCCCUGGGCUGAGCUGGCAUUGGUCUACAGGCCUGUUUUUGUUUUUUUUGUACAUGGUAUUUAUUUCAUGGCAGAGAUUGGAAUGGCAUAAGAGCCUCCAGAUUACUACUUUUCAAGAGUGCUGUUGAAUCUGAACCUGAAAGCACACUUACUUCUGCCCCAAAGUAGAAACAAUCAUUGACAUUAAAUCUGGAUGCAGUAUGGCAAAGAGGGGAUGGCUUUGUGACACUAUUAAAUAAGAUACAGAAAACAGGAUCAAAACAGAAAAAUGGACAGAAACUCACAACUUGGUUGUACCUAAUUUUUGUUCAUUUUCAAACUUGGGCUGAAAACGGUGCCCGGUGAUCAUUCUUGAACAAGGUGGGGUAUAAAUAAGUGAAAAUAAAUGGCCCAGAUCUUCCUGGGAAGGAAACAGGGAGGGGACGCUUCCUCACUUGUUGCAGUCUGGUUUUGCCUGUCUGCAUAAACUCCCCUGCCGCCCCCACCUGCAGUUAUUAUCUGAGGUGUGGGUUCCUUCCAUUAGAGUGAAAAGUCAAAAGCCACCUGUAGACUUGUCAAUCACUAAAGGAUAUCCAUGAAAUAGAGAUGAAUUUUAACUUACUUUUAUUAUGGAAUUUUAACUUGUUUUUAAAUUACAUGUUUUAAAUGUGUAUGUGGCUAUUACAGAUGUGUCGUUGGUUUCUAAGCCAGAACUCUGGGCAGUGUGUGUUGACUGGGAUCCCCUGGUUGCUGCUGCUCUGCUUGGUGUAAAUAAAGUGUGUCUCAGUCUUUGCCUGGGGUGUACAGAAUAUGGGUCAUCUCAAACCCUUAAGCCCUCGGUCUGGUGAAGAUGUUGUCACUGUGUACAAUAAAGAACUAGCUGAAUUAACUAUGUGAUGUUAAAUAUUAUUAAUAAAUUUUAACUUUUUUUCAAAAUA